AUGCCUCGAAGUCCUACUAAUACAUUAAUAAUUACAAAUUUAAAAGAUGAAUUACUACUAAAUCCUCAUCCAUUGAUUGAUUUUAUAUCAAAAAGUUCAUAUUUAGUUGAAUUAAUAGUAUUAUCAAAAUUAUCAAGAAUAGUUAUAAUAUGUGAAUCAAUAGAAAUUUCUGAAUCAUUAAAAAAUAAAUUGUUAAAAUGGGAUUCAUCAAUAAAAAUAUCAUUUACAAUAAAAGAUAAUAAAUUUGAUUUAAAAAGACUGGAUUUAGAUAAAGCAUUACAACAAGAAAUUAAUACAGAAAUUAAUUAUUUAGAAUUACCAAAUGAUUUAGAUUCUAAAAGAUUUUUAAUAAGUCCACCAAUGAGUCCACAAUCAGAAUGGAAUGAUUGGCAUAAAAUUGAAGAUGGUCCAAAUGAAAAAUCAAUAUAUUCACCAGAAGAAUUAUCAAAUUUAUUAUGGGAAAGAUUAGGAGGAUUUGAAAGUGAAUUAGUUAGAAAAUUUCAAAAUGAUGAUAAUAACAAUAAUGAAAAUCAAUCAAUACAACCAGAAAAAGAAAUAGAUGAUAAUAAAUUUAUAAAUUAUAAAAUUGAACCAGAAUUAUUAUUUAAAGAUGUUGAAAAUGGAGUACCUGCAAUAAUAUUAGAUAAAAGUGAUAAUUCUAAAAUUAAUGAUACAAUUAUACCAAAAACUUUUAUGCCACCUCCUAUAUAG
Lodderomyces jiufengensis is the source of this 711-nucleotide messenger RNA. RefSeq names its product Rcn1p (gene RCN1). The transcript has a single exon. The record is from RefSeq and is a predicted model, not a curated record. Gene Ontology annotation, cellular component: cytoplasm; nucleus. Gene Ontology annotation, biological process: calcium-mediated signaling. Gene Ontology annotation, molecular function: calcium-dependent protein serine/threonine phosphatase regulator activity. Bases 1 to 711 code for a protein of 236 amino acids. Lineage: Eukaryota; Fungi; Ascomycota; Pichiomycetes; Serinales; Debaryomycetaceae.